Rotaria sp. Silwood1 is the source of this 342-nucleotide messenger RNA. Lineage: Eukaryota; Metazoa; Rotifera; Eurotatoria; Philodinida; Philodinidae. The record is from the annotation of a GenBank genome assembly.
AUGCAAUCAACUAUUGAAAAACUUCGUGAAUAUUGUGAAACAGAUUAUCGAUCACUUCAUGAAGUUAUUAAAUUAUGGACAAAUGUUUUGUCUAAAUGUGAUUUAUCAAUAUUAGGUGAUGAAAAAUGGUCAGUACUUGAACAAGUAUUCAAAUCAUCUUUACUUUGUUCAAAUUCGUACAUUGCUCGUGAAUGUCUUCAACAAUUGAACAAAUAUUUUUCAAAAACAAGUCCUGCUUCAAUAACAUUAAAUACGAUGUACUUUGAAUUUAUUGGAGAAUUUGAUAAAGCUAAACAAAUUAUUUCAACAUUAUUAAAUGAUAAUGAAACAGAUGACAUUUAG